AUCACUUUGUCUACUCCUUUCACAGUGUACAUAGGUGCCUCUGAUAUAAGUCGGCUCCCAGGCAGCCUUGAACAGAAUCAUAUUUAAGGGAGACGCAGUUCUAGAUUGUCACAUAACGUCAUCCCACACGGAACAGCUAUGUUUUCGCUGCUACUCCUGGUGCUGCCUUUGCUGGCGGAGGGUGCUUCCUCAGACAGUGUGGGCUGUGUACUGCCAGCUGCCUCCACUGAGACGUUCUACAUGACUACCGAGGAGAAGCCGUGGUACCAACAAUACCAGUACCAGGUACCCGGCCUGUUUGACCUGGGCUGUGUUACUUAUGUCCAGUCGCCUGGGGAGAGCGACACCGAGAUGUACCUUACUGGCAACUUCAGCAAAGCGCCUCUAUUUCCUCUGAACAGCUAUGUGUCAGUCACUGGAAACAAGCUGGACAAGGUCUAUGAUGGCGUUUGGGAAUCUCUACUGAGCGGACCAUACAAUGUAGUGUACUCGCACGAGGAUUUCAUCAUGGACCACUACUGCUUUCUCGGAUAUGUUUCACUGAUGGAGAGGAGCAGUGGAAACAAGUGGACACUCUUCUGCAGCAUGCUGGAUCAAAUCGACAUCUUGCCAUUCAUAUUAAGGACAUUUAGAUCUCCCUAAAUCUCUUAAAGCAAAUUUCUGUGCUUAUGCUCGGACUCUAAUAAACCUGUCGUCAACAAGA
Molecule: messenger RNA, 703 nt
Organism: Schistocerca serialis cubense
Lineage: Eukaryota; Metazoa; Arthropoda; Insecta; Orthoptera; Acrididae
Exons: 6
Coding region: 139-642 (167 amino acids)
Source: RefSeq, a predicted model, not a curated record